Messenger RNA from Stylophora pistillata, 3035 nucleotides. RefSeq names its product exocyst complex component 3. Gene Ontology annotation, cellular component: exocyst. Gene Ontology annotation, biological process: exocytosis; exocyst localization. NCBI's taxonomy places the organism in Eukaryota, Metazoa, Cnidaria, Anthozoa, Scleractinia, Pocilloporidae. The record is from RefSeq and is a predicted model, not a curated record. Gene Ontology annotation, molecular function: SNARE binding.
UAAAAACAUGGCGGAUUGGUUUCCGCCUCUUUGAAGAGAUAUAUCGAGUCGAGUUUUUUUCGCCAGACAUGUCCGUCGAUGUUCAGAAGUGGAAAGCUGAGGCUCAUGAAAAGGCUGCAAAGACCGUUGCAAAUAUGCUCCAGCAUCCUGACAGCCUGGACAAAGUGGAACAGUGGAGGCGAAGAUUUAUGAGAAACAAGGCAUCUGCUGAAGCUAGACUUAAGACAGCUGUACAGUCCCAACUGGAUGGUGUGAGAACAGGGCUUCAUCAGCUCCACGGUGCUCUUCAAGAUAUCAAGGAAAUUAAGAAGAGCAUGAAUGAAGUUGACUCCAUGUGCAAGAAUGUGGGAUAUUUAGCAGACGAGCUGCAGGCCGUCAGGGACUGUCAAAUACACCAGAACAGAAUAUCUAAGUCCUGUGAACAUCUCAAUCUCAUCUUCACUGUUCCUGAAAGUGUCAAAAAAACAGAAGUAUUGAUCAAUGAAGGAAAACUUCUCCUUGCUCACAAAUGUUUAUCAGACCUAGAAGCCACUAGAGAUGAGCUUCUGCUUGAAGUUCACAAGAUGGAGCAGGAAGAAGAGGGUAAAAAAUCUGAUAAAAAGCCUCUGUACCAAUACUUUGAUGCUGUCAAGAAAUUAUCUGAUUCUCUUGGCAAACAGUGCUGGGUGGUUUUGGGGAGGGUGCUAAGUACAGUCCGCAGUGACCCCGCUCAGCUAGUGACUGCACUCAGAAUUGUUGAAAGGGAAACGAGAGCUGACAAAAGAGCACAGGAGAAAGAAAACCUUAUGGGAUUUUCUGUGCCGGGGCGGCCUAAGAAGUGGAGAGAUAAAGCAUUUAAGGUUCUAGAGGAAUCUGUCAGUAACAGGUUUGAGAGCCUUGACAUGGAACUACAAGAUAGACUAGAUGAUAAGAUGUGGUUGGUGAAGCAUCUUGAACGCACAAGAAAGCUUGUUUUGGAUGAUUUGAUUGUUGUCAAGAACUUGUGUCAAGCCUGCUUCCCUCCAAGUUACAACAUAUUUGAUCGCUACAUUGAAAUGUAUCACAAGGCAUUGUCUGUUAUGUUGGAGAGAUUUGUUCUGGAAGAAAGACUGGAUUCGAAUGAGUGCAUCAGCUUGUUGACAUGGAUCAGAGAAUACAAGGGAACUGAUCUUCUGAUGCAUCCUGAGCUGCAGAUUGAUGUUGGAUUUCUGGGUCCUCUGUUGUUGCCUAAAGUUGAGCGGGAACUGCAAGACACGUACCGUAGGACCACCAAAAACAACAUGAUGGAGUGGAUGAGCAGGCUAGCCAGUACAGAUCUACAGGACUGGAACAGUGAAGCGCCGCCAGAGACGGACAUGGAAGGUUUUUACAACACGUCACUUCCAGUUUUCCUUUUUAAAAUGAUCGAUCAGAAUCUCCAAGUUGCGGCAAAGGCCGGAGAGGAAAUUAAACUAAAGAUUCUGGAAGUUUGUCUGGAUUCUAUGGAAGCUUUUCAGAGGGAAUAUAAAAGUAACAUAAAAGUUUUUAAAAGUAAACACUUUGAAGACAGAAUGCAGCCUGUUAGAUUUGUGGAAUACAUGGUUGCGAUCGUAAACAAUUGCAAAGCGUGCAUGGACUUUACAGAUCAACUCAAGGAGCGGUUAGUGGCUGAACUUGGCCGCGCAACGUUUGGAGAAGAUAAAGAAAGAUUAUUUAAGUCUGUCGUUGACUGCUUUGAAAAGAUAGGAGAAGAGAGUGCUGGAUACCUCUUGGAUGAAGUUUUCCUGGAUCUGGAACCUUUCUUUGCACAAAUUAUGACUCCUACGUGGGUACCAAACCCAGAGGCUGUGGACACGAUAAUUGUCACGAUAGAGGAUUACUACAAUGACUUUUUACACAUAAAAGACAAAUUUUUCGAUUACCUCAUGGAACAAGCUCUGAAGAAAGUGCUGCUAGAAUAUGUCCGUGCAAUGCUGAGCAAACGUAUGGUAUUCAAGGAUUAUGAAGGAAGGAGAGAUGCAGCAAAAAAGAUCACGGAGGAAUCCAAAAAGAUUGAGAAACUCUUCAAGAAAUUAGCUAAAGCUACUUUGCAGCCAGAAACUCUUUGCCCAGUCCUUACCACACUUGCUGAGGUCAUCAAACUUCGGGAUACGUCCAUGAUGGCUCUUGAAAUUUCGGGAAUUGCCAACAAGUACCCAGACUUUAAAUCUGACCACGCCUUGGCCCUGUUGUUGAUGAGGGGAGAUCUUACCAGGGCAGAGGCUAGACAGUUAAUUAUGGAAACUCCUCUUGAAGGAAGACAGGAUACUCCAGCUGAUGAUCCUGCUUCAUUUUUCACACAAAUUAUUGUGCCACCAUCUGUGCUGGACAAGCUGGAAACACUUAAGGAAUCAAUGAUGAAAAAGAAAUGAAAUUAGUAUUGAGUCAGCAUGUAGCUCUUUAAUCUUCUUCACUAUGUGCAUCAAAGAAGGAAUGGGUUUGUUUUUAUAUUAAAAAGGAGUUUGAACAUAUAACAUGUAUUUUGGGCCCUGGACAUUUAUCUGCCACUGUUUUAUUUUUUGUUGUUGAGAUGCCGUUCGCAAUAAAUGUACCACAAAGUCGUUAUCAGAAUGUAGAAAUUGUUUAUUAAAGAUGGUUGAAGUGUAACUGAGUCUGUAUUGAAAUACUUUAUGAAAAUGAAACAUACAGUGUAGUUGAUGUUAACAUACCGGUAUUUGAAGAUGUUAACAUACCUGUAUUUGAAGCCGUUAGGGACCUUUCUUGCAGCCCCUAAAUUUACAUAUUACCAGUUAGUCUAUGGGCCACUUACUAUAGCUAAAGCUUAUCUAGCUUCCCUCAGCAUUUAGUGGCUUAAGACCCUCCAACCCUUUCUGCUUUCAUUCAUGUUCUUUACGACAGUAAGCUGGUACCCAUGAUCUGUUACAGUGGCAGAUAAAGUUUUUUCGACAGGGCCCUACUAUUCUGAGGGCUUCAUGUUUUAUACAUCAGAGCAUUACAUUUUGGUGACUAUAAUUUAGGAUGAGAUAUACAUAGUUAUGAAUUUGUAAUGUUUGUGAGAUAUGAUUUAUUGCCCAUGA